Penicillium hordei is the source of this 738-nucleotide messenger RNA. RefSeq lists its product as uncharacterized. Bases 1 to 738 code for a protein of 245 amino acids. NCBI's taxonomy places the organism in Eukaryota, Fungi, Ascomycota, Eurotiomycetes, Eurotiales, Aspergillaceae. The record is from RefSeq and is a predicted model, not a curated record. The transcript is spliced from 3 exons.
AUGGAGUACACCAACACCACCAUGAGUACUACCAUUUUCCGCACCCUCGUUGUGCACCCCUCUGCGACCCACCCACCCGCUCCCUCCGCCACUCCCUCCAUGCCCUCCAAGUCCUCCACGGCCAUCGAGGACCUGAAUAAGCUGCCAGGAGGCCUUUGGGCCUUGAUUAUUCUCGUGGCAGCCGUCCUCGUGGGCGGCAUAGUUUGGUUCGCUUACACCAAAGCGACCAAGAAGAAGGAGGAGGAGGAGGGCGAGGAGCCCAAGAAGACCGAGGGGAUCCCAAACUCUUUUGGGGGUAUUCUGGAGGGUCUUUAUGCACAUUUGGCUGACAUCUCGUGGCACAGCCUCGAUACCUUGGCCGCGGCUGCUCUGACCCCCCAGACAGCCCUAAGCAGCAGGUGGCUGCGGGGAGAUGUGGAUCAUGUUCAAGACCGCCCUCUCCCCGUCAUAAUAGAGGCCACUGGCCCCAAUGUGACCCCGCCCGACCCGGCUAGCCUGACUGGUGACAAGGUGAAGUUCAUCCCGGUUCCCCCGGGAUACAGGCUUCUCCCUCCUCCCCCUGCUCCCACCGCCCCGCCCGCGUCUGUGGUCGUGUCUGCGGCGUCUCCUCUCCCCCGCCCCAAGAAGCGAGACCCUCCUGCGCUCUCCGCCACCACCACAACUGUGCGCAAUGUCAGCCAUGGUUUCAAGAAGGUCCUCGACGAGGGGAGUACGGCGGCGGUUGCCCCGGUUGCAUGA